GUCGCCUCAACCAGUUCAGUUUCACACGGUGGUCCGAUCGAGCAGUCCGUCGUUGAAAUUUUGUGAUACGAUCCAGAGCAAUCUUGUUGAAAACGGGCAGUUUAAAUAAAAACGGGAAAAAAUGUGCGACACCCCGGUGCCAUCGACGCAAAGCAUAGCGGACUACUUGGCACAAUUGCUGAAGGACAGAAAACAACUGGCUGCUUUUCCAAAUGUGUUUUUACAUGUCGAACGUCUUCUUGAUGAAGAAAUAGCACGAGUACGUGCCAGUUUAUUUCAAAUAAAUGGAGUCAAAAAGGAGCCCCUCGUAUUACCUGAACCUGAUGGUCAACCCACCACCCUCACAGAAAAAGUAUACGUCCCAGUAAAAGAACAUCCAGAUUUCAAUUUCGUUGGGAGGAUCCUAGGACCCAGAGGUAUGACGGCGAAACAGUUAGAACAAGAAACAGGCUGCAAGAUAAUGGUCCGAGGGAAGGGCUCCAUGAGGGACAAAAAGAAGGAGGACCAAAAUAGGGGAAAACCUAACUGGGAACAUUUGUCAGAUGAACUCCACGUUCUGCUCACAGUAGAAGACACAGAAAACAGAGCACAUAUUAAAUUAGAAAGAGCCGUAGAAGAAGUAAAGAAACUAUUAGUACCUCAAGCCGAAGGUGAAGAUGAGUUGAAGAAGAGGCAGUUGAUGGAAUUGGCCAUCAUAAAUGGAACAUAUAGAGAUUCAAGCACGAAAGCAGCCGCAGCAACGGCCUGCGAUGAAGAGUGGAGAAGGGUAGCAGCAGUUGCAGCAGACGCUCAAAGACUUUUGUCACCAGGUAUCCCCGGUUUAGCCAACUCCUUGAGGUCGCCCGCUGCGCCAUUAGGGGCUCCCCUAAUUCUUUCACCACGCAUGUCAGUGCCUACAACUGCUGCGUCGAUACUGAAUGGUUCAGCGCCACCAGAAUUCCACACAGAAGCCUUUGAUUUAAAUGGAAGAUGUGUGAUAGGCGGUAACAGAUGGAUGUUGUGUUCUCUACUGUCCCCCGGUGAUCCACAUGGACUUAUCUACACCCCGUAUCCUGACUACUCGAACUACGCAGCACUGACUUCGCCCCUUCUGACUGAAUACGCAACAGCAGAUCAUUCUGGUGCAGCAGCAGCUGCCGCAGCGGCUGCAAAGCAAAGGAGACAUUUGGGACAAAUCAGGGAUCACCCCUACCAAAGGGCUGGUGCUCUAUCUUAGAUAGAUCUUACAAAGGCUUGGAGUGCUAACUUGACAUCUGCCGCGGCCCUCCAACUAACGGAAAUACACCGGACCAUCGAGGUAGCGGUAUGUCUUAACAACUACAGAAUCAAUUUCAUCUAUUCUGUGACAUUACAUCACUAACACCACCAAAUGUUGCGCCUCAAAAAAUUUUCAAAGGAAAUAUUAGAUCUCGAUACUGAUUUGAAAUGGCCUUGUUCAAGAGAACCAUAGUAUUUUGUAGAAACUUAAUACCAACCUAACACCUGUGAAAUUGUGGAUCGACUGAAGCCCAGGAUGAAAACAUCUAUAACGAAUUAUUCUACAGGCCAAAUUUCAAAUCAGUAUUCUCAAAAAUAUCGUUAUGUAAUCUCGCCUAAAUAUCUGAUUUUGUAUAGUUGUUUAUAAUUUUUUUUUAGAUCUGAUUUAAUAUUUAAUCAUCAAUCAGUUCAUUUUUCAAUUUGCCAAUUUCGAAGUGUUUAAUCUGAAUGAUGUGAAUUUAUUGUAAUUGAUGAAAGAGAAAUGAACACUUUAAUGAUCUUAAAAGCGGCAUGUUAAAAGUUUCCAAUUACCAUACUGAAUAAUUUAUUGAUCUGAUUCUAACUGAUAGUGGUUUGAUAAUUUUUAAUCAAAGUACAAACUAAUUUGAAAGUGCCAAUGCUAUUUUAUACAGAGUGAUUUUUAAUUUUUGGAAUUAUCAGAGUGUAAAUAGUUGUUUUUUUUUUUUGGGAAAUUAGGCUACUUCAGUCUUUGUCACACUGUAUGGAAUAUAUGUAAUUCUUGAAAUUGAAACAUCGAAGAAUUCUCAAAUUUUUUAUACAAGACCAUCAGAUAGUUUGAAAGUUCAACUCAUUUAGAAGGUUUGGUGUAAUUUUGAAGAAAUAUUCUUUACAAUCAAUGAUUAAUAAUUUAACUCUUAUAAAAAACAUAUUAAUUCUGUGUACUAUUAACUGGUAGAUAUAAAAAAAAAACUAUCUGAUGGCCUUAUAACAAAGUUAGUAUUACAAUACUUUUCGAAGUAUUUCCAAACAGUACUUAUAAGAUAAGUGUUAAAUCGAUCAAAUUGUCAGAUAGCAAACAAUUUUUUAUGGUAGAUAUAAUUCACAUAGCGACUUAAAAAAAUGUUUUUAAUUUUUCAAUCGUAUUUGAAAUUUUGAUAUUUUCAAAAUCUAAUUUUGAUCAUUGAUGAUGUUCCCCCCUUUAUUUCGAUUGCUUUUUUUUGACGAUUCAACUUUUUCUUUUUAUUACGUUGAUCUGGAAAUGUUUUGGAAUUUUGUUUGAUAUUAUAAGGGUAAAAUUAGAAUAGGAACGCGCAAUUGCUUCAAAAUGUAAUUUGUCUGUUUUUACACUUUAGCGGUAGAAGGAUUUUCCGUCCCAAAAGUUAAUUUGCAAUACUGAUGAAGCAAUAAAUUUCAUUCAAUGAGAAUGUAUCAAUAAUUGAGUACCAAUUUAAUUUAUAUUCGACAAAUAUGUUGUAAUUUUAGAAAUAUAUUCGGCUAUAUUUCAAAUUAUUAAGCAAUGAUUUUUUGAUGAAUACUAAGUACUAUAAGAUAUGUUCAUUUGUGACUAUGAUAUUUAAUGCAGGACUGCAUUAUCAAAAAUUUGACUAAUCAGUUUUCUGAUCUUCACUUUUGAGCUAAAUGCUCAUAGAUUUUCUAAAUAACGCACAGUAAAAGUGCCUUCAAAUAUAGCUAUUAAAGUGCAAUGGAAAAUCUGAAAUGUGCAAUGGCUUCCUUGGUCUAGUAAAUGUUUUUAUUAUAGAAAGUUUAAUUACUGUUGUACUUAGAAUCUAAUUUAUAACAACAUAUUUUAACUUCUUUUGUUACUUUUUUACCAUAAUUUAGAACCGAUCGCCCUAUAUAAUUUCGAAUAAUUUUAUUAUUUAGAAGGCAUCCCCAUGGUAGCUCGAAAAAUGAAAUCAUUUAUAGUAAUAAUCGUUUUGUAGAUAUAUAAUAUGUGUCAUAUUAAUAAUAUUAAUGUUAUUGAAGGAUUAAUUGUUGAUAAAGAAUUAUAACCCAACAUUGGGUAGAUCUGAAACUAUUGAGAUUAUGUAUUCCUUAAUUUGCACAAAAUAAACUUUAAUUAUAUUA
Harmonia axyridis is the source of this 3306-nucleotide messenger RNA. RefSeq names its product protein held out wings (gene how). The transcript is spliced from 10 exons. Gene Ontology annotation, cellular component: nucleus. Bases 122 to 1216 code for a protein of 364 amino acids. NCBI's taxonomy places the organism in Eukaryota, Metazoa, Arthropoda, Insecta, Coleoptera, Coccinellidae. The record is from RefSeq and is a predicted model, not a curated record. Gene Ontology annotation, molecular function: mRNA binding. Gene Ontology annotation, biological process: regulation of mRNA splicing, via spliceosome.